CUUUCCGACACGCUCCUUCCCUCCAUUUCUCUCUAUCUCUAUAUUUCAUCGCCUCGUCUCUCUCCGUCUCUCUCUCCCCCUGAAAACCCUAGAACGGAGAGAGAGAGAGAGAGCGAUGCUCCCGCAGCAGCAGCACCAUCCCAUCACUCCCACAAACGCGGCGAUCCUCGCACCCCUCAAGCGCGGCAAGAAGCGCGGCAGCUACAACUGCGGCCGCUGCGGCCUCCCCAAAAAGGGCCAUUCCUGCCACAUUACCACCGAUCCGACCGUCCCACCUUCCCUCACCCCUCCCCCUCCACGUCAGCAGCUCCGCCGCUCCCUCUCCUUCGACGAUGAUGUCGAUUUCGCCCACGUAGCUGCACCGUCCGACGAGGACGAGGACAUGGACGACGCCUCAUCACCGUCCUCGGCCUGUCUGGCCGAGGUCCUGAGGCGACUCCCACCCUCGGCCCUGCUGUCGGCCGCGCAGGUCUCCAGGGAGUGGAGAGACUGCGCGAAACGCGUGUGGCGUGCGGCUGAGGAGCUUCGUUUGCGGGUCCCAUCAAUGUCGAAAGUAGGGUUUGUUGGAUCGGUGCUCCGCAGGUGUACGGGACUUGUUAGACUCUCACUGAGGAUGGAAAGUGAUUUGGACGCGACAAUGUUGGCAUGUGUUGCAUUCUCAUGUCCAAAUCUCGAAGCCUUGGAGAUCAGUACGGGUGAUUCUGCCAUCAACCGGAUUACCGGAGAUGAAUUGGGCCGUUUUGUUGCUGAGAAACGAUGUCUUUCAAGCCUUAAAAUUGAAGGGUGCACUAGCCUUGGCUUUCUCAGCCUAUGUUCCACAAGUCUGUCAACGCUCUGGCUUUCGGACCUUCACUCCAUGUCCAAAAUGGCCUUCAACUGUCCUAAUUUGAAGGAGCUUUCCCUUGAUUUUUCCCGCCAAGAGAAUGACUCUACUGAUCUUAUCACCAUGGUGGAUAGUUUUGGAAGGAGCUGCCCGAGAUUGAGAAACAUACAUAUUGCAUCUAUUCAACUGUCUCAUGCUGUUGUGCUUUCUCUGACAAGUGCAAAUUUGAGGGGCUUGCGCAUGCUUUCAUUGGUACUUGGUUCUGAAAUCACAGAUGCAUCUGUGGCUGCAAUCACUUCCAGCUAUGCAAACCUGGAGUUGCUUGAUCUGAGUGGAUCAAGCAUCAGUGAUAGCGGGAUUGGAAUGAUCUGCAAUGUUUUACCCCGUACAUUGUCUAGACUACUACUUGCCCUUUGUCCUAACGUCACUUCAAGUGGCAUACAAUUUGCUGCAGCCCAACUGCCGCUUCUACAACUCAUUGAUUGUGGGAUGACCAUUUGCGACCCUAGUGUUCAAAACGCAACCAUUGAUGAAAAUGGUAACUCUGGCCAUGAACUAAAUAAUCAGCAGAAAGUAACCAACACCAAGCUACACCCAAUGUACCAGAAGCUGAUCAUCAAACAUGCGCGGUUGAAGAAGCUCAGCCUAUGGGGUUGUUCUGGUUUGGAUGUAUGCCACCAUGAAAAUAUUUCUUAUUGCUAUGCCCUCAUGCAGCAUAUGUGGGCGUUCAUCUGUGCUGCACAUGAAGCUCUUUAUCUGAAUUGCCCGGAGCUUAACGACCUGAAUCUCAAUUCAUGUACAAACUUGCAUCCAGAGAGGUUGCUACUUCAGUGUCCCAGUCUUCAAAGUGUACAUGCUUCUGAAUGUCCAGAUAAGUUGGUUGGGGCAAUUCAAAGUCAGGUUUUCAAUGAUUUUGCUGCUGAGGAAGAUCACUUUCUGCGGAAGCGAUUGGCAGAUGCUUCCAAGAGAGUGCAGGUUCCCCAUUUUGUCACACCACAGUCAUCUGAUGAUGAGAAGGGAAGGAGGGCCUGGCAACCAAGGUGUGCAGUGCACAUUGACUGAAUGGCGCACCUCUUUCUUUACCAGUCUUGGCUAAUUAGCAUCAGUUGCAAGCCUUGCUGUUAGUUUCAAGGCUUGCCAUUUGAAGGGUCCAGGUGGUUUGUAGUUGUGACGGUGGACCGAUGGUAAUGCCUAUCUAAUCUUUUGUUGCAUCCACAAACCAGUGGGAUUUGUAUUAAACUGAAAUGAAUAUAAUAUGCAGAGAACCUUUUCCAUGAAUAAACUUGAGAAUUGGGGCUUGCAUGG
Messenger RNA from Magnolia sinica, 2128 nucleotides. RefSeq names its product F-box/LRR-repeat protein 17. Lineage: Eukaryota; Viridiplantae; Streptophyta; Magnoliopsida; Magnoliales; Magnoliaceae. The record is from RefSeq and is a predicted model, not a curated record. The transcript has 11 exons. Bases 116 to 1885 code for a protein of 589 amino acids. Gene Ontology annotation, molecular function: protein binding.